UAAGCAGGUUUUGCGCAGCCAAUUAUCUCAAAGAUAACGCGAUAGUGCUUAGGCCUCAUCGAAGGACCGGAGUGCGACGUCUGAUGAUACAGUUGACGACAACCGUUUGAAGUGCCGGCUUUUCCUACUCAUUUUGCCUGGGUAAAGGGUGUGUCAAGCUGUUCCUUCUUUAUUUUAUGUUGACAAAUUACUCUGUAAUUUAAAAGAUUGUAUUCAUAUUUAGAUGGCAACAAAAUGGGGAAUUGCUAGUGCAGGAUUGAUCUCCCAUGAUUUUGCAACUGCUGUUGCUACCCUGCCAGCAAAUGAGCACAAACUUGUGGCCAUAGCAGCACGAGAUGCUGCUCGAGCCAAAGAUUUUGCUGCACGCCACAAUAUUCCUCAUAUUCAUUCUAGUUAUGAUGAACUUGCUAAGAAUCCAGAUGUUGAUGUUGUCUAUGUGGGAACUAUCAAUCCAUUCCAUUAUGAGGUAUCAAAGCUGAUGCUAGAGCAUGGAAAACAUGUACUCUGUGAGAAACCCCUCUGUAUGAAUCAAAAGGACACCAUUGAACUUUUAAAGAUUGCAAAGGAAAAGAAGUUAUUCUUCAUGGAAGCUAUUUGGAGCCGUUUCUUCCCUGCUUAUGAACAAGUGCGGAGAGAGUUGUCAGCUGGUGCAAUAGGAGAAAUUAUUCAGUUAAAUGCUGAGUUUGGAGUACACAUAGAAGCUGCUCGUGUUAAGCAAAAAGAUUUGGGUGGAGGUACCAUUCUGGAUCUUGGGGUGUAUGUCUUGCAGCUUGCUGUAAUGAUUUUUGGUCCCAAAAUGCCUUUGUCUGUGAAAGCUGUUGGUCAUUUGAAUUCUGAUGGAGUUGAUGACAAUGCAGCAAUUGUUUUGACUUACCCUGGAUCAAAGACAGCUUGCCUUUCUACAUCAUCACUGACAAAUAUGGAAAAUAAUGCUGUUAUUUAUGGCACAAAGGGUAGCAUUAAGAUUUGCCAACCAUUCUGGUGUUCUACAUCAGUAAUUUCUGGUGAUAAGACAUCAGAGUUUGUCCUGCCUGCUGCUGCUCAACCCUUUAAUUUCACCAAUAGCUGUGGCCUACGCUAUGAAGCAGCCGAGGUUCGCCGCUGUAUAAAUGAAGGAUUAUAUGAGAGUCCUAAAAUGACUCAUGAAGAAUCUCUUGUCAUAUCUAAACUUCAAGAUGAAAUUCGUGCUCAGAUUGGUGUUGUUUUCAAAACUGAUUCCUAAGGAAGACAAUUCUGAAAGCGUGGGAGCUCUCCCACUUCCAAACAAGUUGGCAUUGAGUGGUUAUUCCCUUUCAAUAUUGUUAUUUUUGGAUUUGAAGUUUAAGAGAAAAGUAUUAAAUAUUUUGUGAUUAUUA
Frankliniella occidentalis (western flower thrips) is the source of this 1355-nucleotide messenger RNA. Its product is annotated as trans-1,2-dihydrobenzene-1,2-diol dehydrogenase. The transcript has 7 exons. The coding region runs from base 224 to 1222 and encodes 332 amino acids. The record is from RefSeq and is a predicted model, not a curated record. Gene Ontology annotation, molecular function: nucleotide binding. Lineage: Eukaryota; Metazoa; Arthropoda; Insecta; Thysanoptera; Thripidae.